AUGGCAUCAUAUGAAACCCAAGCCAACUGGUCCAGAGAGGACACUAUGGAAUUGCUGAAACGCAUAGAAGAUAUUAUUCCAGCCAAUGACAAACAAGCAUUCAAAACAACCCAGUCAAAGAUGAACUGGCAGAAAAUAGCUUUUAAAGAUUUUUCUGGAGAAAUGUGCAAAUGCAAAUGGUUACAGAUCUCAUAUAACUUGGUAAAGUAUCGUACAAUGAGAGAAUUAGUUUUGGACGCUAAGGAAAGUACUGAAAAAUCCUACAAAAUGGUAAAAAGGAAAAGACAUCCUGACUUGCCCAAGAAGCCGCUGACUGCUUAUCUCAGAUUCUUUAAGGAGCAGAGACACCAGUACUCCCAAAUGUACCCCAAACUUAGCAAUCAGGAACUGACCAAGCUCCUUUCUGAGAAAUACAAGGAGCUCCCAGAGCAGAUGAAGCUGAAAUACAUCCAAGGUUUCCAGGAGGAUAAAAAGGAGUAUGAGGAGAAAAUGGCUCAUUUCAAGGAGAACAACGCUUAUCUCUUCCAGAAGUCCAAGAAACGUCACACUGGCAAGAGGAGACCCACUAAAGCCCAAGAGAAGUUUCUGAGGAAAGCACCAGAAGUGAACUCUUCCCCUGAACACUCUUCCACCAAGGAGCUGAGGUUCCCUGGGGAGCCCCAGAAGCCCCCUAUGAAUGCAUACCAUAAGUUCCACAUGGACAUGUGGUCAAGCAGGGAGCUAAAGGGCAUGCACUUUAGUGAGCGAAUGGUAGAGGUCAGCAGACGCUGGGGUCGAGUCCCACAGAGCCAGAGGGAGCAGUACCAUGCUGAGGCUGAGGAACUACAGAGGCAGUACUGGGUGAGCCUGGAUCUCUGGCUGCGCAGUCUCUCCCCUGAAGAAUAUGCUGCCUACAAAGAGUCAUCUUGUGGAAAAGGAAAGCCUAGGGGCUUGAAGGGCGGCCCACCUCCGAAGAUCCCACCUCCAGACCUGCAGCCCCCAGCAGCAAGGACCCCUGAGGAGGGGCUUUGA
This is a messenger RNA of Erinaceus europaeus (western European hedgehog), 1011 nucleotides long. Its product is annotated as upstream-binding factor 1-like protein 1. Bases 1 to 1011 code for a protein of 336 amino acids. The record is from RefSeq and is a predicted model, not a curated record. The transcript has a single exon. Lineage: Eukaryota; Metazoa; Chordata; Mammalia; Eulipotyphla; Erinaceidae.